UAGAAACACUUGUUCAUUAAGUUUAAAGCAAAAAAUGAUAUGCUACUACACUACAAGUCCCACUCCUAAGAGUACACACCAUGAGCCACUCCCCUCAUUCUAUAUAAGUCCACCAUCCUUCACAAACUCGUUUUACACACACACUCUCAUUUCUUCCAUUCUUUCUAAAAGCUCUCUUCUCACUCUCAAAACUCUCUUCUCUUUGCUCUCGUUUCCCUCAUCUCCACCACCCACUGCCACCGUAACAAACCUCAACAGACUUUUCCGGCCACCCUAACCAACUACACAAACUAACUCCGGCCACCACACUUCAUCAUCAAUCAUCAUUGGCCCCCUAAACUUCAGACAAGCUCUCCGAUCCUGAAAAAUCUUCGCAAGCAUCGACGAAGCUCUGAGUUUAUUUCUCAGAGCGUGCGGAUCUUUGUACAUCCUCGAAUUUCAUCAUCAUCUUCAAAGAAUCAGAGUUGAGUUGCAGAGAAUUGAAGUUUUCCGAAGAUAUCUGCUCAAGAAUCUCUCCAGGAUUUUCAUCAGGUCAAAGCAAGUACCCAGAACAGUCACUUCUUCAUCUGGCAUUUAAUCGAGGAUGUUCAAAGACAAGAAAACUCAGGCAAAGGAUCAAUUAGUAGAAGGAUUAGUCUCUAACAUAAUCAUAGGACUCAAGAGCUUCAUUUUCUCACCUAUGAUUGAUUAGACACCCAGUCCUCUGAGUACAGAUUUACUCAGGUCACCAGGCUAGGGUUUUUAAGCCUAUCAAGGACUAAAAUCAGGGAUCACCUUUGGGAAACCCUAAAAAGCCCCAGGGGAUCAUUCCAAGACAUCAAUCAUCUUCAAAUAGCUCAUACACCUCAAUUCAAAGUCUACAGUCAUUAUUUUCAUAUGGUCGACAAUUAGGGUUUUUGACCUAAUUCACCAGGAUAGUUGACUUUUAAUCAGGGCCUGGAUCCAAAACUCAAGACAUGAUUCAAGAACCUCUACUACCUCAAUAUAACCCAUUUACAUCACUCAUUUGAGGAGAAGAUCUUGAUUCUACACAAAAGUCCAAAUCUCACUUUAUAUGGAAAAAGUCAACUGUAUGGGAUCACCUUUGACUUUUAAGAUUUUUGGUCAAACCAUGACUUUCAAGGAUCAAUAUCAUCAAUAUAUGGAUAAUUAAGUCAUUUGACCAAAGAAAUUCAAGAAGAAUCUUCAAGGAGCAAAAACUCGGGAAUUAGGGUUUUUGAGGGCAUUGUGGGAACUCAAAAUUUCACCUACACAACUCAAAAAACUUCCAACAUGAAAGUUGUAGAUCUUGCAAAAUAAAACAACAUCUUACAUCGGAACUUUUUUCAAAAGAUCAAUCAUUUAAGAGUUUUGGAAAUUUUGAAGUUUUAGGUCAUAAACACUUAGAAAAUUUUCUAAGUGUUUUAACCUAGUUUUCUUCCAACUUUGGCCUCAUUUUUCACAAAUUUGCCAAAGGAUUCUGAAGAAACUCCAAACUAAUGAUUUGAAGUAGAUGUUUAGGGCUUUCCAAAUUGUGUUCAACCUUCUCCAAAUUCAUUUUGAGCUAGGAGUUAUGCUUAUUCAAAGUUGGCCUCAUGAAGUGAAAUUAUAGGUCAUGCAUCAUUUUUGAACUUUGCAAUUUUGUGCACAUGACCUCAAUUAUGGAUGCUACAUGACCCAUAACACAUCUGAAAACAUGCCAUGCAUUCAUUUUCACCAUGCCAUGGUCAUUGAGGAAGAUUCCUAAAACAAGAACAUGUGAUUAUGUAAUGAUUACAUUUGAGAAUUUAUGGAAAAUUGAUGAUUCACCCAAGGAAUCUUCUCACCAACCAAUUAGAGCUCACUUUGUAUCUGAAAUGUUCCCUAAGAUCAGAUAGAAUCAAAGGAUAUGGAGCUGGCUCGAAAAUGCAAUGAUCACACUUGGAUAUUCUUUGAAAUUUCUUUAUGGCUAAGAAACCAAAUUCACUUCACUAAGCAAGCUCACUCUCUCAAUCAGUACUGAAUCAUUUGCCUAUAAAUAGGAGAGCAUACCUCAGUAGAAAAACACACCAAAGCAACCAUAUUCCUUGCUUUCUCUUUCUCUUCUCAUGCUUAUUGUUUUUCAAAGUUCUUUGGCAAGAAGAAUCGUUUUCUUCAAACCAGAGCUUAUCUUUGGAAAGUAAGCAUUCUAACAUCUCAAGGGGGAUCAUUUGAGGUGAUCCAAGCACCUGGAUCACUUCUGUAAGUGAGGGAACGCCAUUGUUGCUCUCACUUUGGAGCUGUUGCAGUUGGAGGUCCACAGAGCAAUUCAGAAGGCUCCAAGCAAGGUUAAGCAUCCAGGCACGUUCCAUAGGAGGUAGUGGAGCUAUCCAGAUGGUCGCAGCUCAUCUGUAACUGCAGAUUCAUCAUCCCCCAUGUUCACUUGAAGCUCAAAUCGAGGGAGGUCCAUAGAGCAAUUCAGGAGAAUUGAAGUUACAAUAGGCAUUCAGUUAGCAUCGCUGAGUCCCAAGGAAGCUUUUGGGAUCAUUCAUACAAGCCCAGGUGCUCUCUAACAUCCUCACGACCUCCAUUUUCAGAGGUAAGUUUCUUAACUCCACCUAUUUAAUUUAAGCACUUUUUGUGAUAAAGCUCGUUUCUAUCUUGUUCAGCAUCAUCAGAGGAUUGAAAACCCUCUAUCAUCAUUCAUUUAUCUUUAAGUAUAGCCAUUUAAUUUGAUUUUUAAAUUUUAGGGUUCUUCACGUUUUCUGGUAAAUUAGUUAGAUAUAGUUAAUAUAAAUUUAUGUUAGUUACAUAUCUAGAAUCGUGAGUGAAUUUAGAGCAAGUUUGGUCUUUAUAUCGUUACAAAUGGUUGAGAAUUGAGAGAGUUCAGAAAUUCAAAUUGUUGGAGCUUGAGGAAGAAGAUGACGUGGUGGCGCGCAAAUUUCAAACCUGAGGGCCAAGUUUAUUUUAUCUUGAAUGGUUUGUGUUUUACAAACGAAUUCAUCGUUUGCCCUAGUGGCCUCACAUGCGCUCUUAGUCUCCUCAUGCCCAAGGUCUGGGGUUCGAAUCCCCCUCGCCCCAGACUUUUUGUUUCUUUUAUUUUUCCAUGAUUUACCACUUGUUUGAAAAUAUAAUGAACUGGGUGUGUGUUAUAAUCACCAAGCGCGCGUUGGCUCAGUGGUGUUGUUUUGGGACUGGUAACAUAAAGGGCGUGGGUUCAAACCAUGGUGAGACCAAAACAUUAUUUUUACCACUAAUUUCCUUCAUUUUUCUCACAACUUCACACAAUUAAUUCACCUAUCAAAUUAAAUCAUUUUCACCUCAUUUUUCACACACUUGCUAUUUAAUAUAUCUAUUUUGUGAAUAAUCAAAAAAAUCAUAAAAAUAUUAUUUAUUUCAUAUAUUUUUAUUAGGUUUAAAAUAGUAUGUUUUAAGUGUUUUCUUAAAUACUUUAAAAUAUAUAUUUUCAUUUUGUUUUAACCUAAUUACUUUGUGAAUAAUUUUAUGAUAAAACCCUAAUUAUUUAGGUCUUAAUUAGGCAUAGAUUUCAUCUUUGCCUUAAUUAAGUUGACUUUUGUCAAUUUACAAAACUGUUUUCAAUCUCCGAUCAAACAGAUGAUUCAGGUUUUCAAACAACAAAACCUUAUAUCAUUACAAAUCAUUUUCAACUGUUUCUCAUAAACAGUAAAUCAUUUUCAAGUGGGCCUCUAAUAGAGUAUACGUCCCAACACCUUCUUCUCUUCUUAGCUUGUUUUCCAAACUGUAUUUUCAAAAUCUUCUUUCUGUUUUCAAAACAUUCUUCUGGUAUUUGAAGGGCAUUAUUCCCGGUGAAACUCUUCAGAUACCUAUGUGACCUUUGUCCAUCUUCACUUCUUCUGUUUUCAAAAAAAUCAUUAACUGUUUAUCAUAUAUAUUCAACUGUUAUCCACCAAUUACUGUUGAGGCUCUGUACAUACUUCUUAAAUUACUGUCAAAUAUAGAACUGUUCAUAUAUUUGUUUAGAACUACAUUUGAGUGUAAAACCUAGGACAGUUAAACUAUAUAUAUAUCAUAGGAAUAUGACCUAGGAUUGAGAAUGUCUUCCCGGUGAAGGCUCUUUCCUAAUUAGAGAUAUGUAGUUCAAACCCCCAAGAUGAAUUAUUCCCGGUGAAACAUCUUGGCAAAAACCUUAGAACCCAAAAUAGGACACAUCCACCCAAAGAGGAAUUAUUCCCGGUGAAACCUCUUACCCAUUUGCUUAAAGCCAAAAUAAGUUCAACACUACAUAGCUUUCUCUUGUGCUAUAACAAGGACCCUCGAUGACCCUCGAUUAGCCUCCUCUUGGGCUUUGUACAAGGACCCACAGGCUUCUUAAAAGCAUUUCCAGCUUCCUCUUGAGCUUGUAUACAAGGACCCAUCAGGUUUCUUAUAAACAUAGGAACAGGUCUUUAGUCACCUUUUAACAUACCCUGGUGAGUUUCUACCAAUUUAAACCAGACUUUAAACAAGCUAAGUUUGUCUCAAUUUUACAUUGAGUACACCUUUUGGAAUGAGAGACAUGGACAGUCUCUGUCACCCUUAUCUUCAUUAAUCUUCCUUAGCAGGGUCUAGGAUCCAUGUUUUGUUUAUCCUCAGUCAGUGUCAGCCUUCAUCUUGGGCUUUAAACAAGAAGUCUCAUUAGAUAAUCUUUCUGCCAUCAUUUUAAUAAAACCCCUGGAAAGGGUUAGCCUCCACACACUCUAUCAUCUUAACAAAAACCCCUGGAAAGGGUUAGCCUCCAAAAUCAUUCUUUCAUCUUAACAAAAACCCCUGGAAAGGGUUAGCCUCCACACACUCUAUCAUCUUAACAAAAACCCCUGGAAAGGGUUAGCCUCCAAAAUCACUUCAAAAACCAAAGAUUCAUUUCUCUUAGGAGAUAAUUUCCCCAAAAGAGUCAAAAUCCCUGGAAAGGGUUAGCUUCCAAAAAUCAGUCUUUUAACAGAUAAUGUCUCCAGCUGAGUCAAAAUCCCUGGAAAGGGUUAGCUUCCAAAAACCAGUCUUUUAAUAGAUAAAUUCUCCAGUAGAGUUAAAAUCCAAUAAAAAACACUCAGCCUCAACCUUGGGCUUCAUACAAGGCACCAAAACAAUAAAACUCCCAUGUUAAUAGUCAGCCUCAACCUUGGGCAUUGUACAAGGCAGAUAAUAGAGUCUCCCCUAGUGAGUCCUUCAUUGUUCAGUAGCCACAACCUUGGGCUUUGUACAGGGCAGAUAAACCAUAUUUCAUGUGUCAAAGAUUCCUAACAUCUAGGAUCUUUUCCCAUAGAGUCAUCCAUACUCAGUUUAUUUAAGAGUCAGCCACAACCUUGGGCUUCAUACAAGGCAGAAAAUAAUAUUUCCCCUAGAUAGAGUCAGCCUCAAUUAUGGGCUUUGUACAGAACACCAAAUAAAACCCAUCAAAAUAGAUUCUCCCCAAGUAGAGUCAGCCUCAAUUCUGGGCUUUGUACAGAACACCAAAAAUUCCUUGUAAUUAACCCCCAAUGGAGUUUUCUCCCAGAGUCAAUAAACAAUCAAUCAAUCAAAAAGCCUCAAGCUUGGGCCUCAUACAAGCCAGCUAAAAAGUCAAAUCUUUUAUACAGUAGAUAGACAUAGCUUAUCUCUAUAGAAAGAUCUUUCCUCUAUCUCACCACAUUCAAACAAACAAACAUUACAUAUUUCAAAUUCAACUAAAGUCUCCCGUUUAGGACUCUGAAAGACAUGCUCUGGCACAUCCCCAGACUUGUACACUUUCCCUAAUUUGGACGAGCAUCUUUCUUUCAUUUAAGAGAUACUAGCAUACUUGCAAACACACAAGUAAGGUCACUCUCUUAAUGAAAUGAAUUCAAUCAUUCUGUCACUCUUUUAAAAUGUUUGUGGUGGAAUAGUAGAAAUACCUCUCUAUAAAGAUGACUUCAUGUCUCUUUACUGUAAAUAGAGAUUUAAUUCAAAGCUUCAACCUUGAGCUUCAAGCAAGGCACCCAAAAAUAAUUAAUAAUCAAUUAGUUCCCCGAACUACAUUAAGCUCUGACUUCCAUUAGGGAUAUGUAGGCAUGAGGUUCACAAGGAAUCUCAGCGAGCUAAUAAAAUACCAAAAAAUAGUCAGUCAGUCUGUCUGUCUUCCUUUUAUUCAAUUCAAUUCCUUCUCCUAACACAAAGGAGAAACUUUCCCAAUAAUCAUUAGCAGCACAAACACAUUUAGACACAGAGAAGGUUCCUGUAGAGUACUACAGAUAUGUAGGGUGUUUAAACACUUCCCUAUGUAUAACCGACCUCCCGGACUCCAGAAUUUCUAGUCUAGGUGAAAUCCCCACACUUAGCAAACUCCUAGGGUUUAGUUGAGAUCUUUUUUCCCCUUUCCUACUCGUAGGACAAAUAAGAAAGUUCGUGUGAUAUCGUAGGAAGAACUGAAAUAAAAUUCAUCCCACCACGGGCGCAUUCUCCUUCCAAAUUUCGCGUGAAGGGUCUAGCGUGCCGUCCUCCCAAGUGAAACGGGGAGGUAAAAAAAACGACACCACAGGAAAAAUGGCGAAUCUGCUGGGGAUAUAAGUGUUCAAAACCUUGGUUUUUCAUCCAAACCAAUGGUUGACCUGUUGCUGGUCCAGCCCCAAUGAGGAAUUAGGGAUGCCAAAUUCCCCCUCAAACAAGAGAGGUCCUGCCUAACCUCUGUGUCAUAUCAUGUGUUUGCUGCAUUUAUAUUUGUUUAUUUUGUUUAUUCUGUAUCGGGAAAGGGCUUGAUUCCCCCUUGUGGUGAGAAAUCCUAUACCCGGAUUUAAGUGCAACAUAAGAUAGGAUGAAGGAUGUCUUACCGGUGAAGACCCUCUAAUCUUGGUUCACAAUUCUACUCUUGGGAUUUGCCUGGCUGGUUGUGAUUAACUGCGCCAAUGCAUUCCAAGACUGAUUUGUACCAGGAGGACCUAGAAACACAUUAACCCCACUUAAAGCCUUUUUUAGGACGUAGAGCGGUGAUUACGAAAGUAAUUGUCACGCAGAUACUACACUCAGAGAAAACUCUCUUAUAGAUACCAAUCAACGUAUCUUUAAGGUUGAGCAAAAACUCUGAGACCCCUAGAACCCGUUCUACAGGUACAAAAAUCCUUUUCCUUAGUUUACCAUUGGGGCGAAGUUUGCGUUUUGACUUCAUGACCACUAUACCCUUCAACGCCAUGUUUGUUUAAAAACUCUUGUGUGUGCAUUCAUGCAUUCAUGCAUCAUUCAUUAAUAACAACUAAAAACAAAAAGAGUCUUUUUCGAGUCGUUCUUCAAGGAAACUAAAUAACGAACGUUUUGAACUUCAUAAGAGAGAAACGGAGAAAGGACUUAAGGAUCUAUACCAUGGAUUGCGGAAGAAAGAGAGCUAGGAAAUACACCUUCAAGAUUCCCCAGGUCGAGGAAUUGGGAAAGCUCGGAAAACUGGUGGUCAACCCCCAGGCUUUCAAGGAGAAGUAUGGAAAACUCCUGCCUUUGCUCAAUACCAACAUUGUGGAUGGGAUCCUUCCCACCUUGGUACAGUUUUACGAUCCGAUGUAUCACUGCUUCACCUUUCCAGAUUAUUAGCUCAUGCCUACGUUGGAGGAGUACUCUCGUCUGAUUGGAAUACCCGUGUACGCGCAAGAUCCGUACUCCGGUUUGGAAAAGAAUCCUGACGACAUUAUCAUUGCUGCAACUACUCCUUUGAACGUAGUCGACAUCAGAACUCACAUGGUGAGUAGAGCAGGAAUUCAAGGAUUGCCUUCCAAAUUCCUGUUUGAUCAAGCUCGGUACUUCGUCAGCAUCCAAGAUAUGAGCGCUUUUGAGGAAAUCUUGGCUUUGCUUAUCUACGGAUUGUUUUUGUUCCCUAACAUUAACGAUUUCGUCGACAUCAACGCAAUUAAGAUUUUCUUAAUUGGAAAUCCAGUUCCAACCUUGCUUGCGGAUGCUUAUCACUCUGUGCAUUCAAGAAACCUGCAGCGAGGAGGAUUAAUCACAUGCUGCGUACCGUUGUUAUACAAUUGGUUCAUCUCGCAUCUGCCAAAGUCUAGCACUUUCUGGAACAUGAGGGAUGGCCUUUACUGGUCACAGAAAAUCAUGUCCCUCACUCAUACGGACAUUGAGUGGUGUAGUCAUAUCGAAUCGUCAACACGGAAAAUGUUGAGAUUCAAAACAUCCUAAGAAGGAAGGAUGAGUUACUUGAAGUGCUCGAUCGACAAGUGUCACAAACGUCACUUUCUCAUCAUAUCCCUCCUGCUUCCUGGAUCAUCGAUCAGCUCACGUCAGAGAACGCUCAGCUCAAGAAACAUAAGAAGAUGUUAGAACGUAAAGUCGGCUCUUCGUCAAAGUUUUAGAGUCCUUUCUCUCAAUUUCUCUGUAUUUCCCUUUUCAAAGUGUGUAAAAACGGCGUUUUCGCUUAAUUAAUAAAAGUUUGAUGUUUCAUAACGUAAUUAUGGUGUUUCCUUGAAAAAUAUUAACUUAAUUGCAUAUCAUACAUCGCUUUAGUCGUACGCACUGACACGAGAAUUGUCGCAGAUCUAAUAGUCACUUUCCUUUCUCCAGAAAGAGAGGAGGAGAAGGAGGUGAACCAAGACUUUCAAGCUGUCUCAUCCAUACAACACUCGUUCAAGUCGCAAGAAAAGAAUGGAAGACUUUGAGCAAGAGAAUGGAGAACUCAGAGAAGAGGUUAAUACUCUCAAAGAUGCUAUUGAAAGGCUCAAUAGUAUGGUAGAAGCCCUGGUAGUUGCACACGACUGUGGUUUCCGAGAUUGUUUCUACUCCUAUUCCUCAGUAUACCAUGCCACCCAACCGACCUUGGGGCAUGCCGUAUAACUUUAUUCCAGAAGGGUACAUACCCCCAGUUUCUGAAGUUCCAAGGGCUACAAUAGAGAUGCAACCACCGGAGGGUUACAAACCUCUGGAAAUUGAAGUUCCAAGAGCAACGGCAAUAGGUUUCACACAACAGAAUGCUGAGAUUCCAAGAUCUGCUGUUAUGGCUUCUCCUUAGCCCAUUAUGCAUACUUUUCCUCCACAGGGCGGACAAGUAUAUCAUCACGCUCCCAGUGAGGACGCUGGCGUGUAUGACAGAUUGGACGAGUUCCAGGAACAGUUUCUGCAAAUGCAGAAGGAACUCAAGACUCUUCGAGGACAAGAUCUAUUUGGAAAGAAUGCUGCAGACCUCUGUCUGGUUCCAAAUGUUAAGAUUCCUCACAAAUUCAAAGUACCAGAAUUCGAGAAGUACAAAGGGAAUUCAUGCCCACAAAGUCACCUCGUAAUGUACGCUCGAAGAAUGUCAACUCAGACUGAUAAUCAACAAUUGCUCAUUCAUUAUUUUCAAGACAGCCUGACUGGUGCCGCACUCAAAUGGUACAUGAACUUGGACAGUUCAGAGAUUCGUACUUUUCGAGAACUCGGAGAGGCUUUCGUCAAACAGUAUAAGUACAAUCUGGAUAUGGCUCCCGACAGAGAUCAACUCCGGGCCAUGACUCAAAAGGAUAGAGAAAGCUUCAAGGAAUACGCUCAGAGAUGGCGUGAAGUUGAUGCUCAAAUCUGUCCAUCACUUGAAGAGAAAGAAAUGACAAAAAUCUAUCUCAAAACUUUGAGUCCAUUUUACUACGGACGAAUGGUUGCAAGUGCACCAAGUGACUUUACCGAGAUGGUAAACAUGGGUGUACUUUUAGAAGAAGCAGUUCGGGAAGGACGCUUGAACAAAGAACCAGAAUCUUCUAUUGGUCCAAGGAAGUAUGGAAGUUCUUUCCAGAAGAAAAAGGAUCAAGAUGUUAGCAAUGUCUUGCACAAAAUCAAGAAGAAAUUUCAACCUCAAGUUGCUACAGUAACUCCGGUUGUUAACUCAGCGCCAGCUUAUCAACCUCAGGUCUCGCAACAACAAAUUCAACAAAGGUCGCAGCAACCUCAGCAGCAGGUUCGACCUCCAAAUUACAACAAUCGGGCUCCAAGGUAUCCUGCCUUUGACCCAGUACCAAUGCCGUAUGCGAAAUUAUUUCCAACAUUACUGGCAAAAGGACUCAUUCAGACAAGGAGUCCUCCAAAUCCUACAAACAGUUCCUCACCAUGGUAUAAGGCUGACCAAUCUUGUCCCUAUCAUCAGGGGGCACCAGGUCACAAUAUUGAGAACUGUUUCUCUUUCAAGAUUGACGUCCAACGAUUAGUGAAGAGCGGAAUGCUAUCCUUCAAAGAUACUAAUCCAAACGUCCAAGCAAAUCCUUUGCCGCAGCAUAAAGAAGCUUCAGUGAAUUGGAUAGAUCAACACCCUAACGUCAUUCAAAUCUACGACAUUCGUCAGAUAGGGGAAAAUCUUGUCAAGAUGCACGCUAAACAAGCUGGGUACGGCCAUGUACCACCUCACAACUACUUCACAUGCGAUAUUUGUCCAAAGAAUAAUCAAGGAUGUGCCGUAGUUCAAGCUGCAUUACAAGAACAAAUGGACUUAGGAUGGAUUCAACAUAUCCGAGUCAGAAUUGAACAUGACAUCAACAUGGUUCAAGGAUGUCCAGGAGAAUACAAAAUCUACAAAGUUGAAGAUCUUGAAGGAUCGGUAGUCAGGUUCCAUAAAACUUUAAAUGGACUUGCCUACUUUGGAACAGAUUUCCAUGCUUACAGUAGAUGCAGAAUUUGUCGAAGAAAUUCACAAGGAUGUUUGCGUGUUCGCAACGUCAUUCAAAAGCUGAUGGAUGAUAAUACCAUUACUGUUCUUGCCAACAGAGAAGAUGACGAAGUCUUUACCGUAUCUCCUCAAAUUAAUCAAGUUGAACCAAUGCAAGUUAAGUACGACAGCAGGAAGACAGCAAUUGCUCCAUUAGUCAUCUACUUACCAGGUCCUGUACCGUAUGAGUCCAGCAAGGCUAUACCAUACAAGUACAAUGCUACAUUCAUUGAAAAUGGUAAGGAAAUACCAUUACCAUCUGUUGUCAACAUUGCUGAUGUCAGUCGAGUCACCAGAAGUGGACGAGUCUUCAACAGAACAACAGAAAAUGUGGAGAAACCUUCGGAGGAAGUACCACAUAGGCAAGACAAUCAUCCGACCAAUGUUGUUCAAGCGAAAGAAAAUGAUGAGAUCUUGAAGUUAAUCCAGAGGAGUGAAUACAAUAUUGUAGAUCAAUUGCUACAUACUCCGUCUAGGAUAUCUGUUCUCUCCCUACUAUUGAGUUCUGAAGCUCAUAGGGAAGCUCUACAGAAAGUUUUGGAACAAGCUUUUGUAGAACCUAGUGUCACAAUAAGCCAAUUCAACAACAUCGUUGCCAACAUCUCCGCCGGAACUAACCUAAGUUUCUGUGACGAAGAUCUUCCUGAAGAAGGAGUGGACCACAAUCUUCCACUUCACAUCUCCGUUGGCUGCAUGGGUAAUGUACUCACAGGAGUCCUAAUAGACAAUGGAUCCUCUCUCAACGUCAUGCCGAAAUCAACAUUGUCAAGAUUAUCUUUCGAAGAUUACCCUCUAAGAAAAAGUCAUGUCAUCGUCAAAGCAUUUGAUGGAUCAAGGAAGUCAGUUUUUGGAGAGGUAGAUCUUCCCAUAACUAUUGGACCUCAAACGCUCAAGAUCACUUUCCAAGUUAUGGAUAUUCCAGCACAAUACAAUUGUUUGCUAGGUCGCCCGUGGAUUCAUGAGGCUGGGGCAAUUACUUCAACACUUCAUCAGAAACUGAAGUUCAUAAGAAAUGACAAAUUGGUAACCGUAUGUGGAGAACGAGCUCUGAUCGUCAGCAACCUGUCAUCAUUCUCCGACAUAGAACCAAAAGAAGUUGUUGGAACUAAAUUCCAAGCACUUUCCUUGGACAAAGGAAAGGAGAAAGCAGCGUCUAUCUCUUCAUACAAUGAUGCAAUCCAAGUUGUAAAGGAUGGCACUACCAGUGGUUGGGGGCACAUUAAUAUGCCUACCAACAACAAGAACAGAACAGGAACUGGAUUCUUUCCAACAUCAUCAAAGACUAUUCCAGGAAUUGAGGUAGUUCUUCCAAUUCAAGAAACUUUCCGCAGCGGAGGUUUUCUUCAACCUGUUCAACAAACAGUCAAUACCAUCGGUACGGAAAACACCGAUGAAGAGGAAUGGCUAUCCUAUCUUAACAAAGCAGGAUACAUAUCCCUAUCAGAGUCUGAAUCACCUUGCUGUUAUCCGACUAAAUGAUCUGAAAGUAAGACUCAACCAAGCAGUGAUGAAGUUAUUAACAGCUUCACCACCAGAAGUCAUGGUUCAUCAGAAGAAGUUCCUCCUAUCCCCGAAGAAACUUGGGAUACAUUAGGAAAACCAAGCGGAAAAUUUGACUACAUGGUGAAAUACUCCGCUCCUGAAAGUUCAAGAAUCUCUCUUGAAGAUAUUGUUCCAACUGGAUGGAACAGUGAUUUUGAGUACCUCUCUCAGCCAAAAGAGAUGUAUAACCCUUGCUAUUCAUCAUCAUCGACUGGUGAAAUCAUCAUUGAGGAUGAUAUCCCCAAGUCACCUCCCGAGGCUACGGAUCUAGAGUUCACAUAUCUAGUCAAUGCCAUCUUGGGAGAAGAGCAAGACCAAAAUACAGAAGAGGAUGAUCUCGAAAGUGUCUCCGACAACGAGUCUCUCCAUUCAGAAGAUUGGAAGUUUCCUCAAAAGAAAAACCGACAUACUCCACUUAGAAAUGGGUAUGCUCACACCGCUCAGUCUGCUGAAGUAGAAGAAGAUCGUCUGAGUGUUGCAAAGACAGUGGUUGGUAAAUCAAGACCUACCACAGGCCAGCUUAAGCCUAAGGUUCCAGAUUACUUAGUGCUUAAUGGGGUUCGCCACUAUUGGACAGCUGUUGAAGUUACAACCGUUGUUCGCACUCCUAAGUAGAAACUUUCACCGUUAUUUUAUCCUCUCACCAUAGCCCAGGGUGAAGAGAUGUUUCAUAGGGCUUUGCAUUUUACUAUUUCUUAGGAAAAUGUCCCUCUUUGCUUCGCCCAAAGCAAUAGAGUUUUGUUUUAUAGGGUCUUUGUUUCAAGAAAUGACUGUUAAUAAAUAAAAAUGUCAUUCUGUUCCGUCGUUAGUUUUUCCUUUUCUUUUUUUCGGAAAUUGGUAAUCCUAAAAAACACCCUUAAAAAACAUCAAAAAUUUCAUUAACUGUAUACACCGAGUCUUCCCUCGUUGUCUAAAUAAAACUUAUCACACAUAUGCAGAUUAAUCAUAAAAUACCCCGUUGAAGCGUGCGAUCGUAUGACUUCUCCAAGCUUUGAGUUUCCUGUAUUCGAGGCAGAGGAAGAAGAAGACGAAGAAAUAUCAAAGGAAAUUUCACGAUUACUUCAACAAAAGGAAGAGGCCAUUCAGCCAUACAAUGAGCCUCUAGAGAUCAUUAACCUUGGUUCCGAUGGAAACAGAAGAGAGGUUAAGAUUGGAGCUUCGCUUAGUUCAGAGAUCAGAGAGAGUUUGAUACAACUACUCAAAGAAUUCUCAGAUGUCUUCGCUUGGUCUUAUCAAGAUAUGCCAGGGUUGGAUACCAGUAUAGUGGAGCAUCACUUGCCAUUAAAAGCAUAAUGCCCUCCGGUCAAGCAAAAAUUGAGAAGAACUCAUCCGGAGAUGGCCAUGAAAAUCAAAGAGGAAGUUCAAAAGCAGAUCAACGCAGGUUUCCUCGUCACUUCAGAAUACCCUCAGUGGUUAGCUAACAUUGUUCCCGUUCCUAAGAAAGACGGAAAAGUCCGCAUGUGCGUCGACUACAGAGAUUUGAACAAAGCUAGCCCUAAGGAUGAUUUUCCUUUACCACAUAUUGAUAUGUUGGUAGACAGUACAGCAAAAUCCAAAGUUUUCUCAUUAAGGACGGAUUUUCAGGAUACAACCAUAUCAAAAUGGCACCUGAAGACAUGGAGAAGACAGCUUUCAUCACCCCCUGGGGCAUGUUCUGCUAUCGUGUUAUGCCUUUUGGACUAAAGAACGCAGGGGCAACUUAUCAAAGGGCCAUGACUACGCUCUUCCACGACAUGAUGCAUAAAGAAGUGGAAGUCUAUGUGGACGACAUGAUUGCCAAAUCAAAAAAUGAAGAAGAUCACAUACAGAAUCUGACAAAGUUAUUUCAACGCUUACGGAAGUUUCAGCUUCGCCUGAACCCCAACAAGUGCACCUUUGGUGUCUACUCAGGAAAACUCCUUGGUUUCAUUGUCAGCAAACGAGGAAUUGAAGUAGAUCCAGACAAAGUCAAGGCAAUUCAAGAAAUGCCUUCACCCAGAACCGAGAAACAAGUUAGAGGAUUUCUUGGACGUCUGAAUUACAUCUCGAGAUUCAUAUAUCUCAUGACUGCAACUUGCGCUCCUAUUUUCAAACUUCUACGGAAAAAUCAAAGUUCCGUCUGGACAGACGAUUGUCAGAAAGCGUUCGACAGCAUUAAAGAAUAUCUGCUCGAACCACCCAUUUUGUCUCCUCCAGUGGAAGGAAGACCUUUGAUAAUGUACUUAACCGUCUUAGAAGACUCCAUGGGUUGUGUCCUUGGACAGCAAGACGAGACGAGAAGAAAAGAGCAUGCCAUUUACUACCUAAGCAAGAAAUUCACUGACUGUGAAUCCCGCUACUCCAUGCUCGAGAAGACGUGUUGUGCUUUGGCCUGGGCUGCCAAGCGUCUCCGCCAGUACAUGAUUCGACAUACUACUUGUUUGAUCUCUCAUAUGGAUCCAAUCAAGUACAUCUUUGAGAAGCCUGCUUUAACUGGGAGAAUUUCCCGUUGGCAGAUGUUGUUAUCAGAAUAUGACAUUGAGUAUCACGCACAGAAAGCCGUGAAAGGAAGCAUUUUAGCUGAGCACCUGGCUCACCAUCCACUCAAUGGUCAUGAAUCAACCAGUUUUGAUUUUCCGGACGAGGACGUCAUGUACCUCAAGAUGAAAGAUUGCGACGAGCCACUACCAGACGAAGGACCUGAGAUAGGAUCCCAGUGGGGCUUAAUCUUUGACGGAGUUGUCAAUGCUUACGGACGAGGAAUUGGGGCAAUCAUUGUUACACCUCAGGGUACCCAUAUUCCAUUUACUGCCAGAUUAACUUUCAAGUGCACAAACAAUGAGGCCGAAUAUGAUGCUUGCAUCAUGGGUCUCGAAGAAGUCGUGGAUCUAAGAAUCAAACACUUGGAUGUAUACGGAGAUUCUGCUUUGGUCAUCAAUCAAAUCAAAGGAGAAUGGGAAACACGCCAACCAGGGCUAAUUCCUUACAAAUACUACGCGAGAAGAUUGUUACCAUUCUUCGACAGGGUAGAUUUUCAUCACAUUCCUCGCGAAGAAAACAACUUGGCUGAUGCAUUAGCCACACUCUCUUCCAUGAUUAGGAUAAAUCAUUGGAAUGACAUUCCUCGGAUCGAUGUUAUGCGCCUGGAUAGGCCCGCUCAUGUUUUCAUAAUAGAAGCAAUCAUUGACGACAAACCGUGGUAUCACGACAUCAAAAACUUUCUUCCAAAGCAAGAGUACCCUCUUGGGGCGUCAAAAGAAAGAUAGAAAGACUUUGAGAAUGUUAGCUUGUAGAUUCUUCCUGAAUGAAGAUGUUCUGUACAAGAGAAACUUCGACAUGGUUCUGCUCAGAUGCGUUGACAGAAAAGAAGCAGAAGUACUCAUGAGAAAAAUACAUGAAGGUUCAUUUGGUACUCACACCAAUGGACACACCAUGACAAGGAAAAUAUUGAGAGCAGGAUAUUAUUGGUUGACGAUGGAGUCAGAUUGCUACCAGUAUGCAAAGAGGUGUUACAAAUGUCAGAUCUACGCCGAUAGAAUUCAUGUGCCACCAUCUCUUCUCAACAUACUCUCUUCCCCUUGGCCUUUCUCCAUGUGGGGAAUCGACAUGACUGGAAUGAUCGAGCCAAAAGCGUCCAACGGACAUUGCUUCAUCUUGGUAGCUAUAGACUAUUUCACCAAAUGGGUUGAAGCAGCUUCAUAUGCAAACGUUACAAGACAAGUUGUCGUCAGGUUUAUCAAGAAUCACAUCAUCUGUCGCUACGGCAUUCCUAGCAAGAUAAUCACUGACAAUGGGUCAAAUUUGAAUAACAAAAUGAUGAAGGAGCUUUGUGAAGAAUUCAAGAUUGAGCAUCACAACUCAUCUCCUUACAGACCAAAGAUGAAUGGAGCUGUAGAAGCAGCUAACAAAAACACCAAGAAAAUCGUUCAGAAGAUGGUCAUUACUUACAAAGAUUGGCAUGAAAUGCUCCCGUAUGCUCUUCAUGGUUACCGUACAUCAGUACGUACGUCGACUGGAGCAACUCCUUUCUCCCUUGUAUAUGGCAUGGAGGCAGUCCUACCUAUAGAGGUUGAGAUUCCAUCAAUGAGAGUCUUGAUGGAGGCAAAAUUAACAAAAGCCGAGUGGUGUCAAAGCAGAUUCGAUGAAUUGAACUUAAUCGAAGAAAAGCGCAUGACAGCUUUAUGCCACGGUCAGCUAUAUCAACAAAGAAUGAAGAAAGCUUUCGACAAAAGGGUGCGACCUCGCACAAUCAAAGAAGGCAACCUUGUACUCAAAAAGAUUCAAUCUUUUCUCACAGAUUCAAGAGGGAAAUGGACUCCCAAUUAUGACGGCCCCUACGUGGUCAAGAGAGCUUUCUUAGGAGGAGCCUUAAUACUCACGACUAUGGAUGGAGAAGAAUUCACCCGUCUUGUGAACGUCGACGCAGUCAAGAAAUACUUCGCCUAAAUAAUUAAAAGAACAGCUCGCUAAGUUGAAAACUCGCAAAGAGCAGCUUAGGCAAAAAAGAGCGUCUCGGUGAAUCGAAAACCCGAAAGGGCGAUUCAGGCAAAAGUUAGAGACAUAAAAAAAAAUAAUAAUCAAUCCCGGUAAACUUAAAACCCGAAAGGGGUAGUUUACGCAAAAGUUAGGGAUAUAUGGCAAGUAACUGUGUUCAGGACAAACUUGAUCAUUCAAAAAUCCAUAGCGGAGUAUUCAUCAGCAGUAGGUCAUCUUCUACGAAGCACGAAUACGGCGCAACUCGGAGUGGAAGGGAAAGAUAACGGUCGUCACGUUUCAUCGUAGCCCCUUUUCCAGAAAAAUUACCAAUUUCCAACUUUGUAAAUACUCCAUGGAAUCAAGCAUUUGGCUGAUUACCAUUCCAUAAAUAAUAAUUUGAGCCUUGUGCCUUUCUUUGCAAAUCGAGUCUUUUUCAGUUUCUUGAGAUGCAUUUUAAGUUUAAACAGUCAUUUUCUUGAAACAAAUGUUUUCAUAAAAUAAAAAUGAAUUUACUUGCAAAAAUAGAGGUGAAAUUUUCUUUCUAAGGUUUACAAACAAUAGGAAGAAUGCAAACAGCUACUCCAAGAACGGUUGAGACUCCGGGAACCAAGAUUUCCCCAUGAGGUCGCUUUGCGAACAUCUCCCGAUGACGGAUCUUCACUUCUAUUCAUAUCACUCACUUCGGACAGCGGACAACUAAUAACCAGGUAUUCCCAACAGAGUUCGAACUACAAGAAGAGGACAUCUUCUGAUCAACAAGAUUCAAGUCAUAUCAUAGGAUUUUACAUCCGCGACAAUUCUAUUCACUUUCACUUUACCUUUUAUAUUUGUCAUAAUAUUCAUGCAUACAUUAUAACUGCAUAGUCGAGCCAGGUUUUGAUAGUGUUAAUACCCAAACUACUUGGACAUAUACUCGAGAUUCCCCUGCAAAGUUGUGAAAGGGUUUUCUUCUUCAUGAAGAAGGUUCAUACACCCAAAUUUCCCAAGCAAGUCAACAAAUGGUAGUCUCCCUCAAAGAGAUAGUUUGUUCACUUUUGGAAUUCCCCAACUGAGACUCUCCUGCAGAGCGACACUCGACAAUCUUCUUCAAAUAAGAUAGUUUGUUUCGCAUUUUGGAAUUCCCCACAGGGUCGAUGAGCGUUUCUCUUUUCCAAGAAGUGUGGAUUCCCCGACAUAAUUGAUAAGUGGUAGUUUUUCCUCCUGGAAAACAGUUUGGUAUUUCCCCAGCAGGGUCAAGAGAUGCCACUCUUCGUCAAAGGAAACAGUUUGGUAUUUCCCCAGCAGGGUCAAGAGAUGCCACUCUUCAUCAAAGAAAAUAAUUGGCAAUCUCCCCAGCAGAUCGACAAAUGAUCCCCACCGAAGUCAGUGAAUGGCAGUCUCUUUCGGCAAAAGACAGUUCACUCACUUUUUCGGACAAAAAUAACGAAUAGCAGCCUUCUUCAUGAAGAUAGUUCGUUUUGCUUAAAGAUUCCUCAACAAAGUCAGCAAAUGGCAGUCUCUUUCAUCAGAAGACAGUUUGCUCACUUUCUUUCACGACAGGAUCAACAAAUGGCAGUCUCUCCCAGUAGAAGACGGUUUGUUCCCCUAGCAAUUGGCAAAUGGCAGUCUUUCCCCAAGGAAAGACAGUUUGUCUGUUAAACAUUCAAGAGAUCGACAAAUGGCAGUUUCUUUAAACAGUUUGUCUGUUUCUGGGAUGUUUCAUCCCCUUCAGAGUUGACAAAUGGCAGUUUUCCUCCUAGGAAAACAGUUUGUUAAUUCCCCUCAGAGUCGACAAAUGGCAGUUUUCCUCUUAAGGAAACAGUUUGUUGAUUCCCCGGCAUAAGUCGACAAAUGGCAGUUUUUUCCUCUUAAGGAAAACAGUUUGUUGAUUCCCUGGCAUAAGUCGGUGAAUGUUGGUUUUCACCCCGAAAACAGUUCGUCCGCUUUCAAACAAAGUCAUUAGCCCCUCAAAAGAUCAUGAGGCCAUAUGACAUUCUUUCAAAGACGUCAAGUCAAAAGGGAAGAUGGUGAAGUUUCUCUACUACCAUCAAAUGGCGUCUCAUCUCCAAGUGCUGAUGAGAAGUUUGGUGAGGAAACAAACCUUUGAAGUUUCUCUACUACCAUCAAAUGGCGUCUCAUCUCCAAGUGCUGAUGAGAAGUUUGGUGAGGAAACAAACCUUUGAAGUUUCUCUACUACCAUCAAAUGGCGUCUCAUCUCCAAGUGCUGAUGAGAAGUUUGAUGAGGAAACAAACCUUUGGAAAUUUUCUCUUUAUCUGAGAUAUUGUCCAAACACGGCUGAGACCAGUUUCGAGAUAUGGACAUCCGAAACAAGGGGAGGUUGUUUACCUUUUUCUAAGUGUCAACACUUAGUUAAAGAAGAUGGAUUGAGCAUUUUACACUGCUAUCCAUUCGCCAGAAUCCGCAUCAAGUAUUUCAUGCAAGGAUCUUAUCAAUUACAACAUCUCAGGAGCGCCCAAAAUUCGGGCAUUCUUUGAUAUUUAAGUCUCUUUCACGCAGGAGAGAUCGAGAUAUCAAUCUCUCUCCCUCCAGAUAAAAGAAACUUAAAUAGGGGCAUCUGUCAUACCCUAAUUUUUGACCCCCCUGAGAUGACAUAUCUUCAGGAUUUUCAUCAGGUCAAAGCAAGUACCCAGAACAGUCACUUCUUCAUCUGGCAUUUAAUCGAGGAUGUUCAAAGACAAGAAAACUCAGGCAAAGGAUCAAUCAGUAGAAAGAUUAGUCUCUAACAUAAUCAUAGGACUCAAGAGCUUCAUUUUCUCACCUAUGAUUGAUUAGACACCCAGUCCUCUGAGUACAGAUUUACUCAGGUCACCAGGCUAGGGUUUUUAAGCCUAUCAAGGACUAAAAUCAGGGAUCACCUUUGGGAAACCCUAAAAAGCCCCAGGGGAUCAUUCCAAGACAUCAAUCAUCUUCAAAUAACUCAUAUAACAAGAUCCACUGGACAUCACACCUCAAUUCAAAGUCUAUAGUCAUUAUUUUCAUAUGGUCGACAAUUAGGGUUUUUGACCUAAUUCACCAGGAUAGUUGACUUUUAAUCAGGGCAUGGAUCCAAAACUCAAGACAUGAUUCAAGAACCUCUACUACCUCAAUAUAACCUAUUUAUAUCACUCAUUUGAGGAGAAGAUCUUGAUUCUACACAAAAGUCCAAAUCUCACUUUAUCUGGAAAAAGUCAACUGUAUGGGAUCACCUUUGACUUUUAAGAUUUUUGGUCAAACCAUGACUUUCAAGGAUCAAUAUCAUCAAUAUAUGGAUAAUUAAGUCAUUUUACCAAAGAAAUUCAAGAAGAAUCUUCAAGGAGCAAAAAGUCGGGAAUUAGGGUUUUUGAGGGCAUUGUGGGAACUCAAAAUUUCACCUACACAACUCAAAAAACUUCCAACAUGAAAGUUGUAGAUCUUGCAAAAUAAAAUAACAUCUUACAAUGGAACUUUUUUCAAAAAUCAAUCAUUUAAGAGUUUUGGAAAUUUUGAAGUUUUAGGUCAUAAACACUUAGAAAAUUUUCUAAGUGUUUUAACCUAGUUUUCUUCCAACUUUGGCCUCAUUUUUCACAAAUUUGCCAAAGGAUUCUGAAGAAACUCCAAACUAAUGAUUUGAAGUAGAUGUUUAGGGCUUUCCAAAUUGUGUUCAACCUUCUCCAAAUUCAUUUUGAGCUAGGAGUUAUGCUUGUUCAAAGUUGGCCUCAUGAAGUGAAAUUAUAGGUCAUGCAUCAUUUUUGAACUUUGCAAUUUUGUGCACAUGACCUCAAUUAUGGAUGCUACACGACCCAUAACACAUCUGAAAACAUGCCUUGCAUUCAUUUUCACCAUGCCAUGGUCAUUGAGGAAGAUUCCUAAAACAAGAACAUGUGAUUAUGUAAUGAUUACAUUUGAGAAUUUAUGGAAAAUUGAUGAAUCACCCAAGGAAUCUUCUCACCAUCCAAUUAGAGCUCACUUUGUAUCUGAAAUGUUCCCUAAGAUCAUAUAGAAUCAAAGGAUAGGGAGCUGGCUCGAAAAUGCAAUGAUCACACUUGGAUAUUCUUUGAAAUUUCUUCAUGGCUAAGAAUCCAAAUUCACUUCACUAAGCAAGCUCACUCUCUCAAUCAGUACUGAAUCAUUUGCCUAUAAAUAGGAGAGUAUACCUCAGUAGUAAAACACACCAAAGCAACCAAAUUCCUUGCUUUCUCUUUCUCUUCUCAUGCUUAUUGUUUUUCAAAGUUCUUUGGCAAGAAGAAUCGUUUUCUUCAAACCAGAGCUUAUCUUUGGAAAGUAAGCAUUCUAACAUCUCAAGGGGGAUCAUUUGAGGUGAUCCAAGCACCUGGAUCACUUCUGUAAGUGAGGGAAUGCCAUUGUUGCUCUCACUUUGGAGCUGUUGCAGUUGGAGGUCCACAGAGCAAUUCAGAAGGCUCCAAGCAAGGUUAAGCAUCCAGGCACGUUCCAUAGGAGGUAGUGGAGCUAUCCAGAUGGUCGGAGCUCAUCUGUAACUGCAGAUUCAUCAUCCCCCAUGUUCACUUGAAGCUCAAAUCGAGUGAGGUCCAUAGAGCAAUUCAGGAGAAUUGAAGUUACAAUAGGCAUUCAGUUAGCAUCGCUGAGUCCCAAGGAAGCUUUUGGGAUCAUUCAUACAAGCCCAGGUGCUCUCUAACAUCCUCACGACCUCCAUUUUCAGAGGUAAGUUUCUGAACUCCACCUCUUUAAUUUAAGCACUUUUUGUGAUAAAGCUCGAUUCAAUCUUGUUCAGCAUCAUCAGAGGAUUGAAAACCCUCUAUCAUCAUUCAUUUAUCUUUAAGUAUAGCCAUUUAAUUUGAUUUUUAAAUUUUAGGGUUCUUCACGUUUUCUAGUAAAUUAGUUAGAUAUAGUUAAUAUAAAUUUAUGUUAGUUACAUAUCUAGAAUCGUGAGUGAAUUUAGAGCAAGUUUGGUCUUUAUAUCGUUGCAAAUGGUUGAGAAUUGAGAGAGUUCAGAAAUUCAAAUUGUUGGAGCUUGAGGAAGAAGAUGACAAUGGUGGUGGCGCGCAAAUUUCAAACCUGAGGGCCAAGUUUAUUUUAUCUUGAAUGGUUUGUGUUUUACAAACGAAUUCAUCGUUUGCCCUAGUGGCCUCACAUGCGCUCUUAGUCUCCUCAUGCCCAAGGUCUGGGGUUCGAAUCCCCCUCGCCCCAUACUUUUUGUUUCUUUUAUUUUUCCAUGAUUUACCACUUGUUUGAAAAUAUAAUGAACUGGGUGUGUGUUAUAAUCACCAAGCGCGCGUUGGCUCAGUGGUGUUGUUUUGGGACUGGUAACAUAAAGGGCGUGGGUUCAACCCAUGGUGAGACCAAAACAUUAUAUCAUUACAAAACUGUUUUCAAUCUCCGAUCAAACAGAUGAUUCAGGUUUUCAAACAACAAAACCUUAUAUCAUUACAAAUCUUUUUUUACUGUUUCUCAUAAACAGUAAAUCAUUUUCAAGUGGGCCUCUAAUAGAGUAUAAGUCCCAACACCUUCUUCUCUUCUUAGCUUGUUUUCAAAACUGUAUUUUCAAAAUCUUCUUUCUGUUUUCAAAACAUUCUUCUGGUAUUUGAAGGGCAUUAUUCCCGGUGAAACUCUUCAGAUACCUAUGUGACCUUUGUCCAUCUUCACUUCUUCUGUUUUCAAAAAAACCAUUAACUGUUUAUCAUAUAUAUUCAACUGUUAUCCACCAAUUACUGUUGAGGCUCUGUACAUACUUCUUCAAUGGCCUCCACUCCAUCCAGGUUAGGCUUUACAAGCUUUCAAUUUACAGUCUUUAUUUAAAUUACUGUCAAAUAUAGAACUGUUCAUAUAUUUGUUUAGAACUACGUUUGAGUGUAAAACCUAGGACAGUUAAACUAUAUAUAUAUUAUAGGAAUAUGACCUAGGAUUGAGAAUGUCUUCCCGGUGAAGGCUCUUUCCUAAUUAGAGAUCUGUAGUUCAAACCCCCAAGAUGAAUUAUUCCCGGUGAAACAUCUUGGCAAAAACCUUAGAACCCAAAAUAGGACACAUCCACCCAAAGAGGAAUUAUUCCCGGUGAAACCUCUUACCCAUUUUCUUAAAGCCAAAAUAAGUUCAAAACUACAUAGCUUUCUCUUGUGCUAUAACAAGGACCCUCGAUGACCCUCGAUUAGCCUCCUCUUGGGCUUUGUACAAGGACCCACAGGCUUCUUAAAAGCAUUUCCAGCUUCCUCUUGAGCUUGUAUACAAGGACCCAUCAGGUUUCUUAUAAACAUAGGAACAGGUCUUUAGUCACCUUUUAACAUACCCUGGUGAGUUUCUUCCAAUUUAAACCAGACUUUAAACAAGCUAACUUUGUCUCAAUUUUACAUUGAGUACACCUUUUGGAAUGAGAGACAUGGACAGUCUCUGUCACCCUUAUCUUCAUUAAUCUUCCUUAGCAGAGUCUAGGAUCCAUGUUUUGUUUAUCCUCAGUCAGUGUCAGCCUUCAUCUUGGGCUUUAAACAAGAAGUCUCAUUAGAUAAUCUUUCUGCCAUCAUUUUAAUAAAACCCCUGGAAAGGGUUAGCCUCCACACACUCUAUCAUCUUAACAAAAACCCCUGGAAAGGGUUAGCCUCCAAAAUCAUUCUUUCAUCUUAACAAAAACCCCUGGAAAGGGUUAGCCUCCACACACUCUAUCAUCUUAACAAAAACCCCUAGAAAGGGUUAGCC
Vicia villosa (hairy vetch) is the source of this 23159-nucleotide messenger RNA. RefSeq lists its product as uncharacterized. NCBI's taxonomy places the organism in Eukaryota, Viridiplantae, Streptophyta, Magnoliopsida, Fabales, Fabaceae. The transcript is spliced from 2 exons. The record is from RefSeq and is a predicted model, not a curated record. The coding region runs from base 8912 to 12040 and encodes 1042 amino acids.